Molecule: messenger RNA, 1299 nt
Organism: Clonostachys rhizophaga
Lineage: Eukaryota; Fungi; Ascomycota; Sordariomycetes; Hypocreales; Bionectriaceae
Source: the annotation of a GenBank genome assembly
AUGGAAAGACAGGAAAACUCAAAGAAUCGUCGCAUCAUUGUCCUUAGCGAUGGUACUUGGUGCGGCCGGGAAACCGGCACGCACACAAACAUCUAUCAUCUUGCUACACUCAUGGGACUUCCAGCAGAUAAGCAAAAUGCUGAAGACGAAUACACGUGGACGACCCCUACUGCUCAUGCCAGAUACCGCCAUGGAGUUGGUCUCAAUAGCACAUUUCUUGAUUAUCUCUUCAACGGGGUUACUGCGCAAGACCUCGCAAAGGAAUGUAUUUCGGCCUACAAAUUUAUCGUAAACACUUACACUGGAGGAAACGAUAUAUGGUUAUUCGGGCUCAGUCGGGGAGCUUACACGGUUCGCUGCGUCGCUGGGAUGAUCAAUAACUGUGGAAUCGUCCAUCCACGUCGAACUAAUGACCAGACGGAACUGCUCUGCCAAGAGGUGUACCGCAUCUACCGCUCCAGCUAUCCUAUCAACCAUCCGAGCUCUCCACAGUCAAAAAACUUUCGCAGGAGAAAUUCCUGGCCAUUGGUGGGCGACGAGGAGAACAAGGAAUCCCCCCGCCGACCACCCGUCCGAUUUAUGGGCUUGUUUGACACAGUUGGCUCACUGGGUAUCCCGACCUUUACAGGAGGGGUGGGACUAGAGUGGCCCAAGUUUCACGACCAAGAUGUGUCAUCCGUUGUGGACCAGGUAUACCAUUUGGUGUCUCUUCAUGACCGGUUCUACAUCCUUCAGCCUUGCCUCGCUAGUCGCAAGGACGGUUCAAUGUCAGGGAUUGAGGAGGAGUGGAUACCAGGAGUUCAUUACGACCUAGGCGGACAAAGAUUUCGUUUCUUUCGCUCAGGAGCUGGCAGGUUCGAGGGGCUACUGGCAAAGUACGGGUUGGUGUCCAAGACCAUCGAGCCGAAUGAAGUCCUCGCCGAUUUCGCGUUGGUGAAGAUGCUUAAGAGCAUUCGGAACCACGACCAGAGCGGUAUCAUUCCAGAGAAUACAAUGAAUUCUGCGCUCGAGAGUAUGCAAGCGAGAAUCGAGACGGGUCAAAAUACGGGUGACGGAGACGUUGCGAAAAUCGUGAAAUACACCCCAUUUGGACAAUAUCUCUGGGUGCUCUUCACUGCUGCGUUCAGAAUGGCUCCUUCAUUUUGGGAGUUAUUGUUCGCACUUAGGGACCGCUUGAUCCCUGAUAGUCAGGCAAACGUCUAUGAUUUUCAAACAGAAUCACUGAGAGAGCUUGCUAGAAUAACACCGGAGAGGUACCCAUCCAACACACUUCAGUCCUGGCUUCAGUCCUGGCAUUAG